UUUGCUCCUUUUCUGAAAUGGCUGGUCAUUUCCCUCACGGUGGAGGUCCUCCGGGCGCCGGGGAUGAUCCCGAUAUCAUGGCUCUGCCUCCAAGGGUUCGACCCUUCAUACCCGAAAGGUACGACCCUCCGACACAUGUGCUCCCCCAGGCAGUUUUCUACCAUUUUACCGAUUUCGAUGAUCGAGCACCCGAGGAUCUUUUAUUGCGGGAGCCGGAGUCCCACCUCUCCCAUCAGGCGCAGGAGGUGACUUCUCGUAUCGUACGAGGAUAUGGCUCCGUUGCGGCUAGGGAGUGGUAUGCGGAGCUCCCGGAGGCUGUCCGGGAUUUGGUUGACUUGGCAGGGUUUGGGCCCUUCUACUCUGGGAUAUCUCGUUGUCCGGCUAGUAGGACGCUGAUGGGUGCUUUGGUGGAGAGAUGGUGGGACACCACCAACUCCUUUCAUUUCUUUGCCACUGGGGACAUGACUAUGACCCCAUUUGACUUCGCCAUAUUGAUCGGCCUUGAUGCGGGAGGCUGGGCGAUCCCAUAUGACAAGGACAUGGGCCAAUGGGAGGCCGCCUGGAUCUACUUAUUGGGAGCUCGCCCGCCAGUUGACAGAUCUUCGGGCAGGGUCCGAUAUACUUGGUUUUCUUCCCAUUUCCGGAGGGUGGAGAUGGAGCCUAAGACUCCUGAGGAGGUAGCCCAGUAUACCCGCGAAUUUCUGAUGUUCCUCAUCGGGACCACUCUGUUUGCCGAUAGGGGGAACACUGUCGGGCUCUAUCUGUUGAGUGCCCUAGUGGACCUAUCACAGGUCCGGCGGUAUGAUUGGGGUGGCACUAGUCUGGCUACUCUUUAUUGCUAUAUGAGUGCGACCUCCCGCGGACAGGGGAACAUACUCGGCGGCUAUUGGAGAGCCUAGGAGGUACUUUCUGUCCUUUUGAUUUACAUUUCUUCUUUACAUUACUUGCACAUUGCACACACGACGCAUUUUACACUCUGUACCUUGCACUUU
This is a messenger RNA of Camellia sinensis, 992 nucleotides long. Lineage: Eukaryota; Viridiplantae; Streptophyta; Magnoliopsida; Ericales; Theaceae. The record is from RefSeq and is a predicted model, not a curated record.